This is a messenger RNA of Pecten maximus, 1467 nucleotides long. RefSeq names its product thyrotroph embryonic factor-like. The record is from RefSeq and is a predicted model, not a curated record. Gene Ontology annotation, molecular function: RNA polymerase II cis-regulatory region sequence-specific DNA binding; DNA-binding transcription factor activity, RNA polymerase II-specific. Gene Ontology annotation, cellular component: nucleus. Gene Ontology annotation, biological process: regulation of transcription by RNA polymerase II. Bases 283 to 1032 code for a protein of 249 amino acids. NCBI's taxonomy places the organism in Eukaryota, Metazoa, Mollusca, Bivalvia, Pectinida, Pectinidae. The transcript is spliced from 2 exons.
ACUGUCCAGUGGUAACAGGGUCAUUCACUGGUGUAUGGGGUGGACAACUGGAUGGUCAGUGACAUUUUCAGGAAGUACUUGUUUUCUUAUGUGGACUUAGUGCUAAAUUGGAUUCACAAAACCAACAUUUUGAGGACUGGUCAGUCUGACCACUGACCACUUCUGGAAGAGUGGUGAGAAAGGAGUCAUGUGCUAACCAGUGGUUUGAUCCUGGUUUGAAUCCCUUACGGUUAAUUCCUCAUCAAUUCAGUAUCAAAGCUUGCCACAUCUUCACACAGCACCAUGCAGGAUCCCUACUCGGCCAUGAUGCACCGGGACGACAGAUUCUUCAAACCCUAUGGUGCCAAUGUUCGGGGAGCAAAUGGCAGUGUGCCUACCUCAUACUAUGGUAUGGGAUACCCUACUCCGUCCCACACAAUGAGUCAUGCAGACCUUGCAGGACUUAUGCAUGGUGCAGGGCAAUCGUCAACUGGUUUGGACUAUUCUCUUGUGUCAUCUAGUAAUAAUCAGGACCUUAUGUCCCCGAUCCCUCCUAGCCAUACCCUGCACCACACACCCACUACAUCAAACAUUAACGAUAUGCAUCCUGGGAUGAAGUCCCUCGGUAAUAUGACAAUGUCUCAGCUUGGUUCAGGUGUACCGACAAGUCCACCUCUGUCAAAUUCCAUGGUGAAACAUGAAGUGGACGAGGACGCUGACAAUUCCGAUUUAAAUUCACCGACUUCCACUGGCAGUAAUACAUCUGGAGGUCCGUUAGACCUUGGUAAUGGUGAUGGGGAAAUUAACUUUAAAAUGCCCCCUAAGAAACGACCUCUUUCUGUGCCAGAUAAUCAGAAGGAUGAACUAUAUUGGGAUAAGCGUAAAAAGAACAAUGAUUCUGCCAAACGGUCACGUGAAGCAAGGCGUAUGAAGGAGGAACAAAUCGCACUUAGAGUUGUGUUUCUUGAACAGGAAAAUCUACAGUUACGGACAGAGGUUUCGCUACUAAAGAGUGAAAUAGAAAAGUUACGAUGCAUGCUGUACAACCCAUGACGUGACUGAGUGUGUGAUAACAACAUGUGGAGUAAAACUAUGACACCCAAAGCUCAAAUGUGUUCAAAGGAACUGCCACAUCAUUUUAGUUUUCAUUAUCAAAUGGUUAUAAAUAUGUGUGCAUAUCAUCAUUUGGGAAAUCAGCUAUACAGCUUUAAAGCUAUUACUUUUUCAAUUAACAGUUACACCAGAGUUCAUGAUAGAAUCUUAAAUGACAAAUAUAAACCAUCUGUUUUGACAAAAACCAAUUUAAUUUAGGGUAAUCUACUCUCUACAUAAAUUAUACCAUGACUGUCACGGUCUACAUAAAUUAUACGACUGUCACGGUCUACAUAAAUUAUACCACUACUGUCACGGUCUACAUAAAUUAUACCACUACAGUCACGGUCUACAUAAAUUAUACCACUACUGUCACGGUCUACAUAAAUUAUACCA